GGACACUCCAGGGAGGCCGGGGGGCGGGCGGCGGGCGGGCAGCGCUCACCGCCUUCUGGCGCACCAGCCCGGAGGGAGGGGGCUGCCUCUCGAGCCAGAACUGCAACGUCAAACAUCCCGGGAACCACCUCAGCCGCCCCCCGCCCCGGGCCCGCGGCGGCACGGAGCAUGGACGCGGUGCUGCUAGAGCACUUCCCCGGGGGCCUGGACGCCUUCCCGUCUCCUUACUUUGACGAGGAGGACUUCUUCACCGACCAGUCCUCUCGGGACCCGCUGGAGGACGGCGAUGAGCUGCUGGCGGACGAGCAGGCGGAGGUGGAGUUCCUCAGCCACCAGCUGCACGAGUACUGCUACCGCGACGGGGCGUGCCUGCUGCUGCAGCCCGCGCCCUCGGCGGCCCCGCACGCGCUCGCCCCGCCGCCCUCGGGGGGCCCCGGCGAGCCGGAGGACGGCGGCGGCGGCUACUGCUGCGACGCAGGGGCGCCCCCCGGCGGCUUCCCCUACUCGCCCGGCUCGCCGCCCGCGUGCCUGGCCUACCCGUGCGCGGGGGCGGCCGUGCUGUCCCCCGAGGCCCGGCUGCGGGGCCUGAGCGGGGCGGCGGCGGCGGCGGCGGCGGCGGCGCGGCGGCGGCGGCGGGUGCGCUCCGAGGCCGAGCUGCAGCAGCUGCGGCAGGCGGCCAACGUGCGCGAGCGGCGGCGCAUGCAGUCCAUCAACGACGCCUUCGAGGGGCUGCGCUCGCACAUCCCCACGCUGCCCUACGAGAAGCGCCUCUCCAAGGUGGACACGCUGCGCCUGGCCAUCGGCUACAUCAACUUCCUCAGCGAGCUGGUGCAGGCCGACCUGCCGCUGCGCGGCGGCGGCGCGGGCGGCGGCGGGGGGCCGGGCGGCGGCGGGCGCCUGGGCGGGGACAGCCCGGGCAGCCAGACCCAGAAGGUCAUCAUCUGCCAUCGGGGCACCCGGUCCCCCUCCCCCAGCGACCCGGAUUAUGGCCUCCCUCCCCUGGCAGGACACUCCCUCUCAUGGACUGACGAGAAGCAACUCAAAGAACAAAAUAUUAUCCGAACAGCCAAAGUGUGGACCCCAGAGGACCCCAGAAAACUCACCAGCAAAUCUCCCUUCAACAACAUAGAAAACGAACCGCCUUUUGAGUUUGUGUCCUGAGAAGCCCCAGACCCGCCUGAGGAUCUGAUUCUGUCUCUGUGCAUAUUGUACAUGUAAAUAUCAAUAAUGUAAUUUAAGAAUCACAUUUUUCUAAAGGCAAUCAACUGUUUGUUAUUUAUCUAUUUAUUAUCCUGUCGAGUUAAUGAAAUAGACGAUCUCUUUUUAAGUAUAUAAUUUAUAUAAUUUAUCCUGAUUUUCUGAAAAUAUGCAAUAGCCUGUGAUUUCCCCCCCAGCACCUUUGGCAGAACUCUGCGUUGUUGGAAGAACUCUGGCCGGACAACUUCAUGCUAAUUUAUUGCCAGAUAUGGUUUAUUUCUAAGCGAUGUUAAUAAAUGCUAUUUACACUUUU
This is a messenger RNA of Felis catus (domestic cat), 1510 nucleotides long. It is a transcript of the gene PTF1A, whose product is annotated as pancreas associated transcription factor 1a. Gene Ontology annotation, biological process: regulation of transcription by RNA polymerase II; developmental process. Gene Ontology annotation, molecular function: protein dimerization activity; RNA polymerase II transcription regulatory region sequence-specific DNA binding; DNA-binding transcription factor activity, RNA polymerase II-specific. The coding region runs from base 169 to 1161 and encodes 330 amino acids. The record is from RefSeq and is a predicted model, not a curated record. Lineage: Eukaryota; Metazoa; Chordata; Mammalia; Carnivora; Felidae. The transcript has 2 exons.